Messenger RNA from Mesorhabditis spiculigera, 1353 nucleotides. The record is from the annotation of a GenBank genome assembly. NCBI's taxonomy places the organism in Eukaryota, Metazoa, Nematoda, Chromadorea, Rhabditida, Rhabditidae.
AUGACUUCACCGUUCGCAUCGUUGCCGAGCACUCGCUACACGACCCCAGGGGGUCUUUUUUUUUCCCCACCCACCGUGAAGGAGAUUCAACAAAUUUGUAAGGCUCAGCGAGAAGGGCUACAUCUGACGCAGGUCAUGCUCGGCGACAUCACGGGGCUCAAGCGAGACCCCAUCAAAAAGUUGGAAACUGGGCGGUACAAGGAGGCAGUCGCGCAAGCGUUUUGGAAGGUGAUCAAGCGGGCCAUGGACAAUUAUCAACCCCCACCACGGGAGUACAGCGCCGAGGUGCGCGCGACCAUCGAGACGGCAGACAUCGUCAUCGAAGUCCUGGACGCGAGGGACCCGCUCGGCAGCCGGUCAAAGGUCAUGGAACAAAAGGUGAUUAACGCCGGCAAGCCCCUCAUACUGAUUGUGAACAAGAUCGACCUCGUGCCAAAGGAGAACGUGCGCGUGUGGCUUGAAUUCCUGCGCGAUUUAUACCCAACCAUCGCCUUCAAGGCCAGCACUCAGGAGCAGAACAGCAAAUUGGGUCCUUUCGGCGGAUCCAAGCCCUCCAACUCGUCGUCAGCCAAGUGCAUCGGCGCCGAUUCGAUCUUCAAGCUGCUCGGGAACUACUGCCGCAACAAGGACAUCAAGACGAGCAUCCGCGUCGGCCGUGUCGGCUUUCCCAACGUCGGCAAGAGCUCGGUCAUCAACUCGUUGAUGGAAAAACGCGCGUGCAGCGUCGGUGCCAAGCCCGGCGUCACAAAACAAGUCCAAGAAGUCGAGCUCGACAAGAACAUCCGCCUGCUCGAUUCGCCGGGUUUAGUUUUCCUCCCGAAGUUAGAGCUGGACACGCAUGAGGUGGCGCUGCGGAAAGCGAUUCAGGUCGAGAAGUUUUCGGACCCGGUUGUCGCAGUGGGCGCCAUCCUGCGCAGAUGCUCAAAGGAGACGCUGAUGCUCCACUACACGGACGACGAGUUCGACUCGUGCGACAAGUUCCUGGCACUCGUCGCACGCAAGCUGAAGAAGGGUGGCGUUGCUGAUGUCGACGCGGCUGCGCGACACGUACUUCAAGACUGGAAACGCGGCCGCCUCCGCUACUACACGCAACCCCCCAAGCAGCCCGCCUUGCAUGAAACGAGCGGUGCCGCCGAGAUUGUGCAGCAGUUCAGCAAGGAAUUCGACAUGGCCUCGCUGGACCCGGACAUCGCCAAGCUCAUCGACGCGCUUCCCAUGGAGACGUCCAGCGAUGUGGCGACGGCGGUCGACGGCGGUCCCCAACUCAAGCGCGGCGAGCAGCAGCAGCCCGACCAGCCGGUCAAGAAGCCGAAGCUGGAUAUGAAGGAUCACGGGGAAAAUUUCACUUUACGU